Messenger RNA from Olea europaea var. sylvestris, 408 nucleotides. RefSeq lists its product as uncharacterized. The record is from RefSeq and is a predicted model, not a curated record. Bases 1 to 408 code for a protein of 135 amino acids. NCBI's taxonomy places the organism in Eukaryota, Viridiplantae, Streptophyta, Magnoliopsida, Lamiales, Oleaceae. The transcript has 3 exons.
AUGAAGUCAAGGUACAUGCUUCUUAAUUCUUUAAAUACAAAGUUACUUGGUUUUGAAGAUAUAAAGAGCAUGUAUGAAAAUGACAUUGAUUUCUCUAGCAUAUAUGAAUUAUGUGAUAAGAGAGUUGUUGAUAAAUGCUAUAGGCAUGAAGGAUAUUUGUUUAGAGAAAAUAAAUUGUGCACACCUAAUUGUUCUAUAGGUGAAUUGUUGGUAAGGAAAGCACAUAGUGGAGGUUUAAUGGGAGCUGUGCAUUCUACUACUUCAUUUUCACCAUUUGAAAUAGCCUACGGCUUUAAUCCACUAACUUUUUUGGAUUUAUUGCCUUUGCCUGUAAAUGAACGAGGUAGCUUGAAUGGUAAAAGAAAAGCUGUGUUGGUAAAGUCACUCCAUGAGAAGGUUAAGAUAUAG